AUGUCUAAACGUAAACGUGUUCUCCUUUCUAUGAAAGAUAAAUACGAAAUAAAUAAACGGUUAGAGGAAGGCGAAUCUGCAACCAAGUUAUCCCUUGAAUACCAAGUUGGUAAGUCUACCAUUACAGAUAUAAAAAAAAAACAAAAGACGAACAUAAGUAACGUUAUAUCUCAGCUUGAUUCUUCUAACGGAUCCACGAGUCGUAAAACGAUGAAACUUGCCUCAAACACGAAUUUAGAUGAUGCUGUAUAUAACUGGUUCACUCAAAAAAGAUCCCAGGGAGAAACAAUUUCUGACCCAAUUCUGUGUGAAAAAGCAGUUCAAUUUAACGAAAAAAUUGGAGGAUCGUCAAAUUUUCAAGCAAGCACAGGCUGGUUAAAACAAUUUAAGUCAGCUGCUGAUUCAUCAGCAGCUGAUUAA
This is a messenger RNA of Parnassius mnemosyne (clouded apollo), 420 nucleotides long. Lineage: Eukaryota; Metazoa; Arthropoda; Insecta; Lepidoptera; Papilionidae. The record is from the annotation of a GenBank genome assembly.